Armigeres subalbatus is the source of this 1979-nucleotide messenger RNA. RefSeq names its product cilia- and flagella-associated protein 45. The transcript has 8 exons. Bases 100 to 1719 code for a protein of 539 amino acids. NCBI's taxonomy places the organism in Eukaryota, Metazoa, Arthropoda, Insecta, Diptera, Culicidae. The record is from RefSeq and is a predicted model, not a curated record.
UAAUGCAUAAGAAAGGCACUGACAUCGCUAGCUACCGUGAUUGUGUAGUAAACAGAAUUGUUAUUAAUCAGUGGAAGUCAUAAACUCAACAACGCUAAUAUGGCCUUGCAGAACUCAAGAAAAAAUUUCGUCAAAGAUCAAUCUAAAUUGGCUUACCAAAAUAGUAUAGAUGAUUAUCCACUGAUACCAGGCAUGUACUCUAGACAUCAUCCCAAGGAUUGUGGCCAUUUACUUCGUUUUCGACCAAUUCACAUGCUCAACGAUAAUCCUUAUGAAGGAAAAAAGGUGGAACAGCUUGUUUCAAAGGAUAAUAUUCGUAACUUACUGAUCCCAAGCAAGAGUAUGUCCGUUUAUCCGGUGAUAUGGCCCAAAAAAGAUUAUGUCAAGUUACAAACUAAAGCAAAGCUAAAAACAAUGGAUGAUAAACUCAACGAGUUUAAGCUUAAUGAAAUAGAAAAAAGGAAUAUGCUUGAAGAAUCGGAAAAACGUAAGAAACGUCUGCAGGAAAUUGAUAGAGAGCGACAAGUAAAGGGGACUGUUGGCAAUAUCUUGGAUGAGCCCAAAGAUGAAGACUCGGGGACAACAGCACGGAAAAUAAUUGACAGGGCGUUCAUAGCGAAGCAGGAACAAGAAGAAGAAGUUAAAAGGGCCAACAGAAUCAUAUUAGCUGCAAAAUGUCACAUCAUUCGAGAUGCCCAAAUAGCCGAAAAGCAAGAGAUAGAACGAGAACUAAGAUCGGAAGAGCUGAGGUUGGAGAAGAUGAUGCUAAGUGAGAAUGAAAGGGCAUUAAAGGAAGAAGAGAAGAAACGCGAUUUGAAUAAAAUGUUAACCACACAGCACUCCGAAGAAAUUCGCAAUCAGCUUUUACAGAAAGAGAAGAUGCGUUUGAAAGAGGCUGAAAGAAUUGAGGAAGAAGCUCGGGUUUUAAAGCAAGCUCAACAAGCGAUUAUAGAAGAUGAAAAGCGCAAGGAAAAAGAUCGUGUUGAUCGAAUCAAUGUCGUGAGAAAUGAUUUAAAGAAAGCUUACGAAUUCUCGGCUUACUAUAAGCAAUUAGAAUUCGAGGAACAGCGCAUAGCGGAACUUAAAGUUCAAGAGUACACUAGAUUGCGCAAUGAGCGCCAAGCUAAACUAGAAUUCGAGAAAAAAAUUGCAGCUGAAGCCAAGGAACGUGAGCAAGAUCGAAUGCUGAAAAUACAGCAGAAGUUGCUCACUACAAAAUCGUCAAAGAACGAUAUGGACCUUCGCCGUGGGCAGGAACACGUUGAACGUGAAUUUCGGCGACGAGAGAAAGAGGCGGCUAUUAGAAAACGUGACUUGGAGCAGCAAAUUGCAGUUGCACGUGCAGCUCAACUUGAGGCAGUGAAAACGGAACGCGCAAUGCAGAUAGCACGAGACGAGCUUGAUCAUAAAAAGGCGGUCGAAAAAUUGAAACAAGAGGAAAACAAAGAAACAGAAACCAGAAAAAAGCACUUACGCCUACGUGAGAAUUAUCGAGAAGAAAUAAUUCAGCAAAUAAACCAAAAGGAGCAGGAAAGGCGUGAGCUUGAACGGUGUUCUAAAAAAGAACACGCUGCAAUGCACGAAUCUAUGAAAAAACGUGAAUUGGCUAUCAAGUCUACAAUUUCAAACAAAAUAAAAAUGAUGAAGGAAAGUAAGGUUCCGGAUCGGUUCAUCAAGGAUGUCGAAAGACAACUUAACUCAAUCAAGGCAGACGUAUAAUAUCAAUCAAUAUGACAUUUACAUUACACAGAAGCAAAACUUGAUAAUGGUAUGAUUAAAUUCAAAUUCAUAGUCUUGCAGUAAUUACAGUUCCCGUAUCUAUACUCUCUGGAGCAUAUUCUCCUUCAAGGAUUUUUUUUCGAAUGAGACUAAUAACAACUGCCUUUAAAAGCGACUGAAUAGUGAGGAGACCUCUUACAAGUUUAAAGAAAUGUUCAAAUCAAUCUAUGUAUCAGACUGAAAAAAAAACUCCAAUAAAA